AUGACGUCAAGAAAAUGUCUGUCAACUUCCAGGACUGGGGCCAUCAGCACCACGGCAGCCUCCGACCUGACGGUGUACACGGGGUCCAACGUCAUGCCUUUUGAGACCAGUGUCCCUGGCGUCAUUAGGCGAACAGUCGCCACAGUCGCCACACACGCAAGUUACGACCCGAAGUACUUAGCAAACGACAUCGCCCUCCUUGAAUUGACCACACCCAUCACAUUUGACACGUGCCACAGACCCAUCUGUCUGGUCGACGGUUCCAAAACUCCACAAAUGGCAUCAGGCUGUAGAGCUAUGGGCUGGGGCAAAAAUUCCAGUAGCACCACAGGUACCAUCCAGAGCACCAUGCUGUGGGUGGAUGUACCUGUCGUGUCUGACGUCACCUGCCAGUCCAACUACGGCCUCUACUACCACGGCAGUAACUUCUGUGCUGGCUCACCUGGAAUGGAUUCCUGUCGGGGCGACUCUGGCGGUCCACUAGCCUGUAAAGAAGCAGACGGCCGCUUCUACGAGUACGGCAUCGUGUCUGCAGGUCCCGAGUACUGUGGCUCGUCUGCUGGCCUCUACACCAAGGUCUCCAGCUUUCUGCCCUGGAUAGAACAGAUGAAAACAUUAAUGGCGACAGCUGCUUAGAUGAAGACAACGUUCCGAAUAGUUGCAUAUGAACUGUCUUCAAUAAAUCAAAGAACAAAAGCA
Molecule: messenger RNA, 699 nt
Organism: Physella acuta
Lineage: Eukaryota; Metazoa; Mollusca; Gastropoda; Physidae
Product: transmembrane protease serine 9-like
Biological process (GO): proteolysis
Molecular function (GO): serine-type endopeptidase activity
Source: RefSeq, a predicted model, not a curated record